UCCCAUUUCCUUCCUGGAGAGCAAAAACUAACAGCUGUAACCGCAGAGCAAAAACUGUCCAGAAAUCCCAGGAUUUCUAGAGAAAGGGAGGAGGAAUCAGGUCAACAAACCAGCAUUUGACAAUUCCAGGGUUCAGCAUCAUUUUGCCAAAUUGCUCAAGAAGAAUUGAAACCCACCGAAGGAACUGAAAUCCAUUAAGCAACUGAAGAAGUUGAAAGUGAGGUCUGAAACAAAUCUGGACUCAACUUCUUCCUCGCCUCCUCCAUUGCUUUUGUCCAGUUCAACAUGGAUGUUGGCUGUUACCUGCAACGCAUCGGGUACCAAGGUCCUACCCAGCCAUCUGGGGAGACCUUGCUUCGUCUCCACCGCUGCCACCUCCUCUCGGUGCCCUUUGAGAGUCUCAGCAUCCACUGUGGAGAGCCCAUCACUCUGGAUUUACCCCACAUCUAUGACAAGAUUGUCCGGCGUCACCGAGGCGGCUUCUGCUAUGAGCUGAAUGGUCUUUUCCUGUGGCUACUGAAAGCCUUGGGAUUUGAGGCCAAAGGUGUGUCUGGACGUGUCCGAAACCGCUUCACUGGGCUUUACGGUCCUCCCUUGGACCACUUGGUGAUUUGGGUUCAGCUGGACGGGCGCCAACUACUUUGUGAUGUUGGAUUUGGUGAAGGCUUCAUGGAUCCAUUAGUGCUGAAACCAAAUGUGGAGCAAGUCCAGGAUGGUGGUAUUUUCCAGCUGGGUCUGACAGGGAACAUCUGGGUCUUGGAGAGACGGGCUCUGUCUGGAAAAGAGGGGAGGCCCUUAUAUCAGUUCACCCUUGAAGAGAAGAAACUGGAUGACUUUACUGACAUGUGCCUCUACCACCAGACUUCACCCAGCUCCAUUUUCCCAUGCAAAUCCUUUUGCUCCUUGCACAAGGAAGAUGGUGGGCGCCUGACCUACAUAGGUUGGCGUCUCAUUGCUACAAGAGGAGAAGAACGUACAGAGACCGCCCUGGAUGGCUCUGAGAUUCCAGCAGUACUCAGUGAGAAAUUUGGAAUCAAACUCGAGAAGACCCUGAAGCCCAAAGAUGAACAAAUUCUGCCUCCUCCCGAGGAAAACUUUUGAUGAGAAAUGAAAUUGUUAAUAUAGUUAUACUGUGAUAAGAUUUUGGAGCUGGUCGAUACUGGAGCAUAGACAAAUCACUCUUUUUAAAGGAUAGCUCACAAAUCAACUGGUUAGUAUGGGCAGCCAGAAUUCGUACUGGCCAUACAGGCUUGAUAAUUUUGAGCACUGUCAUCUGUAAAAGUAACUUCUCUGACAUGAUCUUUUGAGGAUCUCUUCCAAUCCAGUUCUGUAACUGAGACACGGACAGUCUUCCUUAAUCAAGUAGGAAAUAAGGUACCACUUAUAAAAAAAAGUGGGGAGGCAAGUUUAACUAAUUUACGACCUGGAAUGAGGAAGUGCCGUCAGAGUGGAUGAUGAAGCAGCUGCUCCCCCCUGUGGCCAGAAUCAAACAUCCCCUCAGGAGAAGUUAAAAUUGCCUCUGCAUCUGCCUGUCUUGGUCUCUGUUUGAUGUGUUUAUGGGCAUUGAAUGUUUGCCCUAUGUGUGUAUAAUGUGAUCCACCCUGAGUCCCCUUCGGGGUGAGAAGGGAGGAAUAUAAAUACUGUAAAUUAAUUAAUUAAUUAAUUAAUCAAUGUUCCCUCUAGAUUGCCAAGAUGGAUGGGGAUGGUAGGAGCUGUAGUCCAAGACAUAUGAAGGAAGUAUGGUGUUGGGGAAGUCUGGGUUUACUGAUUAUAGCUGGUCAAACUUCCUGGAGAAAUCUGAUCUAGAUAGUGCAUAAAGGUUGGGAAGUUACUUACUACACAUAUUCUCAUAAAUGGACUAAAGAGGAUGGCAUAAGACAUGCCUUCCACUUGAUUGGAACAAGAUGAAGCAAACUGGGUGUGCAUCUGCACUCUAGAAUUAAUGCAGUUUGUCACUAGUUUAACUGCUAUGGGUCAAUGUUAUGGGUCAAUCCUGAGAGUUGUAGCAGGGUGGGGCAGUGAAGGCUAAAGACCUUAUGAAACUGCAACUCCCAGGAUUCCAGAACAGGAAAGCAGUGUCAAACUGUAUUAAUUCUACAGCAUAGAUGAACCCUAUGUGUGUAAUUUUAAUCAUGGGGUAAAGCAAGGCAGCCCUUGCUGUUGUUUCCUUCAAGUUGGGUUCAGCUUACGGCAACCUUACAAAUGGUACUCCAAGAUCUUCAAUCAUCUGUUGUCUUGGAGCCUCCGGUGGCCUAGGGGAUAAAAGCCUCGUGACUUGAAGGUUGGGUUGCUGACCUGAAGGCUGCCAGGUUCGAAUCCCACCCGGGGAGAGUGUGGAUGAGCUCCCUCUUUCAGCUCCAGCUCCAUGUGGGGACAUGAGAGAAGCCUCCCACAAGGAUGGUAAAACAUCAAAACAUCCGGGUGUCCCCUGGGCAACGUCCUUGCAGACGGCCAAUUCUCUCACUCCAGAAGCAACUCUGUUUGCUCCUGACAUGAAAAAAAAUCUGUUGUGUUGCUCAGGCCUUGUAAAUGUAGGACUGUGCCUUCCUCGAUGGAGUCAACUCUUCUGUAAGUUCCCCAAUAGAAAGUUCUUCUAAGUUUACAUGCUCUUGCCUCUUCUCAAAUUCUGCUGAACAUCCAGAUAAGCCUUGUGCAAAACACUGAUAGCUGCCCUUUGCCUUAUGGACUUAGCAGAUAAAGGGGGGGGGGGGUUCAUCUCAAGAGAAUUUGGGCAUGAAGGUGAUAAGUUGGUAUCCUUCAGUCACAACUAGUGAAGAGAAAAGAGUACAUGGCACUGCCGGAGACAAGGAGAAGAUACCCAAGGAAGACACUUUUGGUUAAAGAGGAGAGACCAAAGCUGGAAGGAGGAAACAAAAUGUUUCAACUGGCAUAGACUAAGAACAUUGACAACCAGCGUGCAACUUAACAAGUGCCUCGGAUGCAAUGGCCCCACAGAAGGACAUACCCAACGUCCACAUUUUCAGCACCAGGGUUGGAGAUGUGAUUGUCCGCCCGGAUCUGAAUUGUUACCUGCUCCUGCCUCCUUUGCCGACCUCGCCUUGUGCCGAUCUGCAUCCUCUCCACCCUUCUUUAAGGGGUGGCCAACACUAUUUCGGCUCCCGAUGGCACAACUCCAUCUACGUCAUAAGAGACAACAAAAUCCUGGAAGCCGAAGACCUCCACACUGGGACCAGCAAAGAACCUCGUCUCCUGCACCCCAGUUGCUGUGAUGGGCAGCAUUACUUUGCCAUCUCUGGUGGAUCCUUUGGCAUCAUCCUCAGCCCAGGCAGUGUCACAGCGGUGAAAGACCUGACCACGGGGGAACCAGACCCUGCCACUGUUCCAGGACAACAUUCGUGGUCCAAGGAGAAGAUGGAAAGCCACCAGAGCUAUCUCUAUUGGCAACUGAAAGACAACUUCAGCGGAGAGCUCUUCUCUUUCCACCCCAGUUUCCUCAGCUUCUUGCCGGGUGGUCUUGGCUUCCUUAAAGGGUCGGCGUUCGGCGCUUGGGAACUGGUGGACACCAUCCACCACCACUCCGAUGAGCCCAUCACCAGGACGCAGGGCAUCUUUGUGAAGGUGGGCUGUGCUAAGGAGAAACUGGCCAAUGUUGGGACCAGCUGGAUGGCCUCGCUGUUGGAUUCUCCGGACCCUGGCUCUGUUGCCAUUGCAAUAGCCAAGGCCCAGUUUGCGUUACCCAUCCAAUUCGGAGGUCUUGGUCUUGACACAAAGCAGGAGAAAUGGGAAGAAGCCCGCGAGGUCGAGAUGAGCCUACAAUUCACACUGCAACCCAAUGAAGUUUCCUAUGUGUGGCAAUACCAGAUGGGUCUUGGGAAAGAGGUCAUUUUGUUUUGUAGAAAAAUCGAAAUCACCAACAGCCACGAUCCUCCCAGUGGGAUCCCUUUGCCUCCUUCCUCCUAAAUUUUAACCCAAUUGUUGCUCAAUUCUAUAGUUGCCUACCCUUUCCCGCAUUGGAAUAUUAAUGGAGCUCCUGGUGGUGCAGUGGGUUAAACCUUUGUGCUGGCAGGACUUCUGACCAAUAGGCCUGAGGUUCAAAUCUGGAGAGAGUGGGUGAGCUCAAACAUCUGGAAGUCCCCUGAGCAACGUCCUUGCAAAUAGCCAAUUCUCUCACACCAGAAGCAACUUGCAGUUUUUCAAGUAGCUCCUGAUACAAAAAAAUGGAAUAUUAUUGCCAAAAUAUUUUCUUCAUGUGUGUCUCAUGUGUGUCUUCUUCAUGUGUGUCUCAGUGUGCAAAACUUACCAUAAAUAAAGUGCUUUUUACAAAG
This is a messenger RNA of Anolis carolinensis (green anole), 4286 nucleotides long. Its product is annotated as arylamine N-acetyltransferase, pineal gland isozyme NAT-10. The transcript has 2 exons. Gene Ontology annotation, molecular function: arylamine N-acetyltransferase activity. The coding region runs from base 286 to 1101 and encodes 271 amino acids. The record is from RefSeq and is a predicted model, not a curated record. Lineage: Eukaryota; Metazoa; Chordata; Lepidosauria; Squamata; Anolidae.